Molecule: messenger RNA, 237 nt
Organism: Aureobasidium pullulans EXF-150
Lineage: Eukaryota; Fungi; Ascomycota; Dothideomycetes; Dothideales; Saccotheciaceae
Exons: 1
Molecular function (GO): protein binding
Source: RefSeq, a predicted model, not a curated record
UUACUGCUCGGAAUGCCCAACGAAGUUCUCUCCAUGAUUGUCGAUCAUGCCGGUCCACAGGCCUUUCCUGCACUGCGUCUUACCAACAAACAUCUCCGCGCAAUCGCGAACAAGCCUUUUGCAAUUCUGAACUUCUCGGAGCGCAAGCAUGUCCAGUCUCUGCACAGCAUGGAAGCCCUGGUCGAGAUCACGGCCCACGCCUUCUUUGGCAUCUUCGUCAAGAAGGUGAUUGUUAGU